Drosophila mauritiana is the source of this 670-nucleotide messenger RNA. RefSeq names its product akirin. Gene Ontology annotation, molecular function: transcription coregulator activity. The transcript has a single exon. NCBI's taxonomy places the organism in Eukaryota, Metazoa, Arthropoda, Insecta, Diptera, Drosophilidae. Gene Ontology annotation, cellular component: nucleus; chromatin. Gene Ontology annotation, biological process: positive regulation of transcription by RNA polymerase II; positive regulation of innate immune response. Bases 51 to 614 code for a protein of 187 amino acids. The record is from RefSeq and is a predicted model, not a curated record.
GGAAGUGAACAGAACAAAUCGGAAAAAAAAUUAAAAGCCAAAAAAUAAACAUGAAUCCCCUAACGCGAAAGCGUUUACUACCUUUGGAUGAGGAAUCUCAGCAUAUCGGUCCGACAAAUCGAUGUGGGAGCAACUGCAUCAAAAAGAAGUUAACAAAAUUGUCCCUCCAAAGUAUUCCAGGCGUCGAUAGCAUUUCGCAGAAGCGAUCGUUUCCUUGGGAGGACAACUCGCUUGAUAUAUUUCCCGCAAAGCGAUUACGAAAUCUUAUCAUAAAAAAGAAUUUGACUAUAAUUAGCGAACAAGAUGUCCCGAAAGAGUUAUUGAUGGGAUUGCCAGUAUUACAUGAUAGUGACUUUAGUGAUUCGGAGGAAUGUCGCCCAAAAUCGGAGAAACAGAUGGUCAAACCAGAAACUGAAGAUGACCGAAAUCUGUUUACCUAUCAGCAAUUGAAAUCAAUGUGCUGGGAAAUGAUGAAACAAUGCGAGGAUCGGGUAGUGCUGGAAUAUGAAAUAGCAUUGACUCAAAAAAUGGCAGAGCAGUAUGAUACAUUUAUCAAGUUCAACCACGACCAAUUGCAGCGAGAAUGUGAACAUGGGGCUAGUUAUUUGUCUUAGUCAAGACAGUUUGUUGUGUUACUGUUUACUAAUUUGUUUUAAAAAUUGUUUACGUG